UUGUUCAGUUAUAUGAUCCGUAGAAGUCCAAUAAAUGGAUGCUCAAACGAAAUGAAUUAUCAGGUCAAAUGAGGCGCAUAUACACAAAAUUUAAGUGAACAGCAUACAAAACGCAUAGCGUUGAGACGCAAAACCAAACGAAAUCACUGAGAUAUGUUAUGAAGGCGAACAGUUCUCAGUUGACUUGCGAGGCUUGGACUGUGCACACGACAAUUUUCCGAUUGUGCUACUCGCGUUAUCUCGCCUCUUGCGUCGUACUGCUUUUACUUUUAAGUCUGAUUGAAAUUGUUCUUUUUGUUUCGGGAUUGAUGUAUCGUUAAAAAAGAAAAAUCGAAUAAUAUUAUUUCUGUGAAAUUUAAUUGAAGAACAUUUAACCUGGAAACUUCAAGUGAGUUUUGAUUGUGAGACUCUUCAAUUAAUAUAAAUUAUAUCUUAUAUUUUUAAAUAUUGUGCUUAUUUGAUUUGAAGAGCAUUUGUGCAUUGCGUCACAUAUAUUCACGUACACGUGCCAAUCUAACUUUUUUUCGCGAACAUUUCUUCUAUGCUGUGAAUCAAAUCAAUCAAUGACGAAAAGUUCUUAUAUUAUUCGAUGACACAAUUUCUACAUUUUAAUUUAAAACCGUGUAACGUUUCAAGUAAAUAAUAAAUCAGAAGCAAAAUGUAACCGCAUUCAAUGUUUCGGCAUCGAAAACUGUUGCGUAGAACGUUUUUCAAAUUGCGUCGCAAUCAAAAAUUUGUGUGUCGCCAUUCAUUUCGUUCGUACGAUUCAUCAAGUCUUGCGCGGCUUUUUCUCGGUCCCGGUGUGAUAUCAACCACGUAGCAUGUCUCCCAAUAUGAAAAAGUGUGUAUAACAGCGGACCCAGCUCCACAUAAACCAAUUGUAUGGCAAUUCGAUUAACAAAGGAACGGAAAGAGAGCGGAAAACGUGGCCGAAAACCAGGUCGUAAAGCAUCAAGCGAAAAAAUUGACAUGAAAGCCAAACUUGAGCGAAGCCGUCAAAGUGCUCGAGAAUGCCGAGCUCGUAAGAAAUUGCGUUACCAAUAUUUGGAAGAACUCGUGACAGAUAGAGAGAAGGCAGUUCUCAGCCUUCGCGUGGAACUUGAGAAGUAUCGUCAAUUUGCUCAUGAACUUGAUGCUGGUCGAUUUCCCGAAGGAAUGCAAGCAGUUCUUGACGAAGUCGGCGCAAUGAAGCAAGAGUGAAUCCGAUAUUGAUUGAUUUUCAUUUUUUUUUAAUUUUUAAUUUGUUUCAUUUUUUUGAUAUUCUUUGCUUCUCUUGAAUUGUUUGGUUUUGUUUUUUUCUUGCUGAAUCUUUGAAUAAUGACAGGAAAAAAUGUUGAAUUUCAUAAAUUACAUGAAUUGAAUUGAAUUUAAUUUGAAAGGAUUAAAAUUAAAUUUCCCGUGGAUUUGAGUUAUUAUUUACAGAAUAGUUUAUUGGAGAUUUUACUUCAAUCUCAUUGAUUUUGAAUAUUUAUGAGGAGAAAAUACACAGUUUUAAAAAUAUUGUACUUUUUACAUUUGUAAUAUCCUUUCACUAUUUUUAUACAACUGCUGAUUUAAAAAUACAAACUCUUCGACCUUUUUGGAAAUAAGCUAAUAAAACAAAUUCAAAAUUCCGUACAUAAGUUUUAAAGAUAUGUAUUAUUUACCAAAGUUACCUACAAACAUCCUUUUCAUUAUUGAGUUUGAAAAUAACGUAAUAUCUCUAUAUAGAUAUUAAGUGUAUUCUUGUGAAUUUGUACAAAUGAAAUUCAGGAAAAUACAACUAAUUAAAAUAUAUAUAUUUGAA
Messenger RNA from Sitodiplosis mosellana (orange wheat blossom midge), 1786 nucleotides. RefSeq names its product REPTOR-binding partner (gene REPTOR-BP). Lineage: Eukaryota; Metazoa; Arthropoda; Insecta; Diptera; Cecidomyiidae. Gene Ontology annotation, molecular function: DNA-binding transcription factor activity. Gene Ontology annotation, biological process: regulation of DNA-templated transcription. The record is from RefSeq and is a predicted model, not a curated record. The coding region runs from base 883 to 1200 and encodes 105 amino acids. The transcript has 4 exons. Gene Ontology annotation, cellular component: nucleus.